Messenger RNA from Pelodiscus sinensis (Chinese soft-shelled turtle), 3927 nucleotides. It is a transcript of the gene YME1L1, whose product is annotated as YME1 like 1 ATPase. The record is from RefSeq and is a predicted model, not a curated record. Gene Ontology annotation, molecular function: metalloendopeptidase activity; ATP binding; ATP hydrolysis activity. Gene Ontology annotation, cellular component: mitochondrial inner membrane. Gene Ontology annotation, biological process: mitochondrion organization; protein quality control for misfolded or incompletely synthesized proteins. Lineage: Eukaryota; Metazoa; Chordata; Testudines; Trionychidae.
AAAAGGGAGCGGUGAAGGCCGCCGGGCGCGUAGGUCGCCGCUCCCAGCGCGGGAAGAGGGGGAGUCGCCGGCGCCGCCCCCCCAGAGGGGAGGAUGUUUUCCUUCUCUACCACCGUGCAGCCCCAGGUUACAGUUCCUCUGAGUCACCUCAUCAAUGCCUUCCAUUCACCAAAAACCUCAGCUACUUCUGUCAGUACAGCAUCUAUUCAGCCUCUACAGAGGGAUACAGCCCCAGAACAUGAUGUUCAAAGCAGUGAGCCUGUGCUGAAUCUGAGAGACCUGGGAUUUUCUGACUUGAAAGCUAGCCAGCUCGAUGAACUAAUGAACAGGUUGCUUCCUGGCUAUUCUACAGAAAACAAAAUCUCUUCUCAGUGGCAUACAUCCUAUAUCUCUGCACAGUCCUUCUUUGAAAAUAAACAUGGCUUCAUGGAUGUAUUUAGUGCUUUGCGCUCCUCUUACUUGUAUAGACAACAUCCUAGUCCCCUCCAGAGUUUGUGCUCAGACCUUCAGCGCUGGCCAGUUUUCAUACAGUCUCGGGGUUUUAAGACUUUGAAAUCAAGAGCAAGACGUCUGCAGUCAACAUCUGAACGAUUUGCAGAAACAGAAAAUGUAUCCCCUUCAUUUGUAAAGGGACUCCUUUUGAGAGACAGAGGAUCUGAUGUUGAAAGCUUAGAAAAGCUAAUGAAAACAAAAAAUGUACCUGAAGCUCAUCAAGAUGCAUUUAAAACUGGUUUUGCUGAGGGCUUUUUGAAAGCACAGGCUCUUACGCAAAGAACAAAUGAUUCCUUAAGACGAACACGUCUUUUUCUCCUUGUGUUAUUACUGCUUGGUAUUUAUGGCUUGUCAAAAACCCCAUUUUUAUCUGGUAAAGGCUCCUUUUCUGAUACUGUACGCUUUCGGACAACAUCUGGGCUAGAUGCAGCAGUCGAUCCUAUUCAGAUGAAAAAUGUCACCUUUGAACACGUUAAAGGAGUGGAAGAAGCUAAGCAGGAAUUGCAGGAAGUUGUAGAAUUCUUGAAAAACCCUCAGAAAUUUACUGUCCUAGGAGGCAAACUUCCAAAAGGUAUUUUGUUAGUUGGACCACCUGGUACAGGCAAGACCCUUCUUGCCCGAGCUGUGGCUGGGGAAGCCGAUGUUCCAUUCUAUUAUGCAUCUGGGUCAGAGUUUGAUGAAAUGUUCGUUGGUGUUGGAGCCAGUCGAAUCCGAAAUCUGUUCAGGGAAGCAAAAGCAAAUGCUCCCUGUGUUAUAUUUAUUGAUGAGUUGGAUUCUGUUGGUGGGAAGAGAAUUGAAUCUCCAAUGCAUCCUUACUCAAGACAGACUAUCAAUCAACUUCUUGCUGAAAUGGAUGGCUUUAAGCCUAACGAAGGAGUAAUCAUUAUUGGUGCCACAAACUUCCCUGAAGCAUUAGAUAAUGCUCUAAUACGUCCCGGUCGCUUUGACAUGCAAGUUACAGUUCCAAGGCCAGACGUGAGAGGUCGAACAGAAAUUCUGAAAUGGUACCUUAAUAAAAUAAAGUAUGAUCAGGCUAUUGAUCCAGAAAUAAUUGCACGAGGUACAGUAGGAUUUUCUGGAGCAGAGCUAGAAAAUCUUGUGAACCAAGCUGCAUUAAAGGCAGCUGUUGAUGGGAAAGAUAUGGUAUCCAUGAAGGAAUUGGAAUUCUCAAAGGACAAAAUUCUCAUGGGACCUGAACGUAGAAGUGUAGAAAUUGAUGAUAAAAACAAGACAAUCACUGCAUAUCAUGAAUCUGGACAUGCUAUCAUUGCAUAUUAUACGAAAGAUGCAAUGCCGAUCAACAAAGCUACAAUCAUGCCCCGAGGACCAACACUUGGACAUGUAUCUUUGCUACCAGAAAAUGACAGGUGGAGUGAAACUAGGUCCCAGCUGCUUGCACAGAUGGACGUUAGUAUGGGAGGGAGAGUAGCAGAAGAACUCAUAUUUGGAAGUGAUCACAUCACUACAGGUGCUUCCAGUGACUUUGACAAUGCUACUAAAAUAGCAAAGAUGAUGGUGACUAGAUUUGGAAUGAGUGAGAAGCUUGGUGUCAUGACGUACUCAGAUACAGCAAAACUCAGUCCGGAAACCCAGUCUGCAAUUGAACAGGAAAUAAGAACGCUUCUAAGGGACUCAUAUGAACGAGCAAAGAACAUCUUGAAGAUCCAUGCAAAAGAACACAAGAAUUUAGCAGAAGCUUUAUUGACAUAUGAGACUUUGGAUGCCAAAGAAAUCCAGAUAGUUCUAGAGGGGAAAAAACUAGAAAAAGAAAGACAAGAAAUAAACUAAGUUCUCACAGGGAAAAAAAUCAAAUACAGAAACUCAGGGUUGAACCCACCUUGUUUGGAGACCUCAGUCAAAUGUUAAAAUUGGAAGAAGAAAAAGUGAACUCUCGACCGUGUUCAAGCAUAUUUUCCUUGAUUAUGCUGCUGUGGAUUUGAAGUGGUGCCACCUUAAUAUGUACAGUAUAAAAUUUGUAGAAACUGAGUCCUUAACUGCUAACGUUACCGAACUAGUGAUUUUAUGUUUACUAAUAAAGUACAGUUUAAAAAACCACUGUUCCUGCUCCAGAAAUACAACAAACUCAGCUGUUAAAUGGAUGGAUACACAAUGCAUCCCUAGUACAAGAAAUUAUGGGGGUCCCUACAUAGAUGAACUGUUAAUUGAGAAUUCAUUGCUCUUAAGAUAUACACAUGUAUAUUAGUGACUCAACAUUUUCAACAGAUUACUUGGGCAAUGAUGGGAUACACCUGUUUAAAAUACUUUGGACCAUGCUAUAAAAAGUAGUGUUCAUGUUGACAAAACUAUGCCAGGGAUGGGAAACAGAAAUGCCGGGCUGUUCACACCUGGUGUACUGCUGACAAGGUUAUCUUACAAACUUCAUAAAGGCAAUACAUGAGUGUGAUUUAAUAGCUAUGCUUUUAAACUGUUGGAGAUAUUAUUGAAUUAGUUUUUACUAAUUGUGUAUGGGCUUUUUGAUAAACACAUAAAAGAUUUCUUCCAAGAGGAGACUAAGUGUUACUCAACGAAAAGAGUACUUCAGAAGCAAGAGGCUUAUUUAAAAAAAAAUCGUUACUUGUUCCGUAAACAGUGAGACUUUUUGCUUGAAAUUCUACACAUUUUAAUUCAUAUAAAUACACUCAGACAUUUUAGUGCCAGAAGAAAGUCUAAAAGAUACUGCUAGCAACAAGGUUACAAUCAAGCACAAAUUCUUGCAAGCAGCAUCUUGCUCCAGCCAGGUCCAAGGAAUAAUUUUUAGGAAAAUUAACACUUGCCGAAUAGAAGUGUAUCUCUGUACAAUUAUAAAAAAAUUAUACAUUAGACACUUUUCUGUCCAAGAGAAAAGGCUUUUAUUAGAAUACUAACAUUUAAGGUUAAAUAGGGGUAAAAAAUAGUGCCAAUAAACAUGAAAAGCACUGAAAUAAGUUGGUAACUAAUGUAAAAUUAACAUUAACACAGAAUUUUAUUGUAAGUAGAACAUUGGGCUUGAUCAGUUAUUUUUAUUAGAAAAUGCAUUUUCCUUUCCUUUCAAAGCCAGUGCUGCAAUACCACUUAUUUCUAUUUUCUAUGUUGCUUUCAUUCAGUCAGCAUAAUACCAUGGCAUCCCUAAUGCAGUAUGGAGGAACCUGAAGACAUUUACUCUAAAAAGUAUAUCAAGCUAUUAGAGAGAUAGGUUACAGAUGUAUAUGCAUUUUAAGAACGUGUUCAGAAACAUGCAAAAAUGACGUGGUCGGCAUCCUUUUUUGGAAUAAUAAAGGUUCAUAUUAUGCACUUUGCUUUUUUUCAUUUAUUCUUUCACUGUAUAUUGCUCUAAAGUGUAAUAUUUCCCACUUAUGUAAAUCGAGGUAUAUAAAACAUGCUUAAAUUUGUAAAUAAAUGUAACCAUUAUGGCAAACUUGUACUUUCUUCAGUUAUACAAUUAAAAAGUGCUUUUUU